UGUUUUUUGGGUACUGCUGCGUGGGUGUUACCAAUAUGCCAAGCCAGUAAGUCCUCCAAUUGAAUUCAAGCAGAGAGUGAGAGAGAGAGAGAGAGUCUCAUAUAAUUUGGUCUCUGUAACAGAGUCACAGCCCGCAGCUUCGGCGUCGUUUUUCCGAUGGCGUUUCCGGUGGUUGACAACGACUAUCUCAGCCAUGUUGACAAAGCUCGUCGCGAUCUCCGUGCUCUUAUCUCCAGCAGAAACUGCGCUCCUAUCAUGCUCCGCUUGGCGUGGCACGAUGCUGGAACGUAUGAUGCGAGCACGAAGACUGGCGGGCCUAAUGGGUCGAUUAGGAACGAGGAAGAGUACACUCAUGGUUCUAACAGUGGCUUGAAGAAAGCCAUUGAUUUUUGCGAGGAGGUGAAGUCUAAACAUCCAAAAAUCACAUAUGCAGACCUAUACCAGCUUGCUGGUGUUGUGGCAGUUGAGGUCACCGGAGGUCCUACGAUUGACUUUGUGCCAGGAAGAAAGGAUUCAAAAAUUUCUCCAAAAGAAGGGCGACUGCCAGAUGCUAAACUAGGUGCACCACAUCUUAGGGACAUCUUUUACCGCAUGGGCUUGUCUGACCAGGACAUUGUUGCACUAUCAGGUGGCCAUACACUGGGAAGGGCUCAUCCAGAAAGAUCUGGUUUUGAUGGUCCUUGGACUGAGGAACCUCUGAAGUUUGAUAACUCAUACUUUGUGGAAUUGUUGAAAGGUGAAUCUGAGGGUCUUUUGAAACUUCCAACGGACAGGGCUCUAUUGGAUGAUCCUAAGUUCCUCCAUUAUGUUGAGCUGUAUGCAAGGGAUGAGGAUGUAUUCUUCAAAGAUUAUGCCGAAUCACAUAAGAAACUUUCCGAGCUUGGAUUUACACCUCGUUCCUCUGGCUCAAAGAUAAUAGUAAAGGAUAGCACAAUACUGGCACAAAGUGCCGUUGGAGUUGCAGUUGCUGCUGCAGUGGUGAUCUUUAGCUGUAUUUACGAAGUUCGCAAAAAAAUGAAGUAGACAUGGCCGGUUACUUUUUAAUCCAGUAUGAAUCAGCAGCAUUUGAGUCUCUAAUGUGGACGCUAAGGCUAAGAGAUACAUUACUUACUGAUAAUAACAAAAAUUUCAACAUGCCUUAAUGGUUUUUGGCAGCUAGAUGAACGACUAGAAAGACCCAAGUGAACAUUUUUCUCCGUUUUGAAGUAAAUAUUAUAAAUGCAUGCCUGCCAUAUUUGUUAUAUAUAUAGAUAUUCUUCUGUUU
Ziziphus jujuba (common jujube) is the source of this 1264-nucleotide messenger RNA. RefSeq names its product L-ascorbate peroxidase 3. Gene Ontology annotation, biological process: response to reactive oxygen species; cellular response to oxidative stress; hydrogen peroxide catabolic process. NCBI's taxonomy places the organism in Eukaryota, Viridiplantae, Streptophyta, Magnoliopsida, Rosales, Rhamnaceae. The record is from RefSeq and is a predicted model, not a curated record. Bases 157 to 1023 code for a protein of 288 amino acids. The transcript has 9 exons. Gene Ontology annotation, molecular function: peroxidase activity; heme binding.